UGCAUCCGACGGCACGAUUUCCGAGCAAGCCCCAUCCCUCCACCAGCGAUGUUAUCUCUGCUCAGUGUGUUGGCAGGGAUUGUGCUGCUCAUAUAUGUUUAUGUUCGCUUCAAUGACCAAGGGUUAUCCCAACUUCCGUCGGAAGCCCUAGCGUUCUCACCCAACCGGUUCACACCACACGUCGUCCGUGAAACUGCUGAAAAGCUUAGCAGCUCCCCGAGAAUUGUAAAGGAUAUACUUCCAGCAAAGACUGGACGUCGAUAUAUCGUAGUUGGUGCUGGCUUUUUGGGCGGCUGGAUUGUUAUCCAACUUCUACAACGUGGCGAAGACCCAAAGAAAAUCAGAAUCCUCGACAUCCGUGCACCGACUCGUUCAGAUCUACGCACCGGCUUGGCCGCGCAGGUUGCUUUCUUCAAAGUAGACAUUUCUAACGCGACAGCUGUGGAUGAUGCGUUCCAGGCUCCAUGGCCAAAUUCCGACCCUUCAGAUACAGAGCCAGAGGUCACUGUCUUUCACACCGCUGCCAAUAUGCGCUUUUAUGAGCGUCAUCUUGCACUACUUCCGCGUUCUUCCAAAGUCAACCAUGAAGGGACUCAAAAUGUGAUCAACGCAGCACGAUCUAUAGGUGUCACGGUCUUGGUGUAUACCUCAUCUGGAUCUAUCUCUGUCCGCAGAUCGCGCUUUUGGCUAUGGCCUUGGGAGAAGCGUCCAAAGCACUUUGUCCAAGUAAUCAAUGACGACGAUAACCUCAUUCCCAAAUACCACGACCAUUUCUUCUCCAACUACGCUGCGUCUAAGAUCCUCGGACAGAGAGCGGUGAGAGCUGCUGAUGGAUCUCGAUCUGGCGAGAAGAUACUUCGGACGGGAUGUAUUCGUCCUGGCAAUGGUGUGUUUGGCCCCGGCGGAGAUCUUAUAUGCGGUGCCUACCUAAUACGCAAGUACAACUAUACCUGGGUUGCCAACAUCAUGCAAUCCUUCGUUUAUGUGGAAAACUGCGCUCUGGCCCACCUCUGCUAUGAAGCACGUCUCCUCGAAACUGCAAGAGGAGGAUCCAACCCUGACCUCGGUGGGCAGGCAUUUACCAUCACGAAUACUGGUCCACCAGUCACAUAUAGCGAUAUAUACGUAGGAUUGACGACACUGGCUCCUGAAACUACGUUCACAGAGAUGUCGCCCACCUUUAUGCUUUUCAUAUCGCAGAUUAUAGAGGUUCUUUACCUCUCACGCACGUUCUUGACAAUGUCUUCGUUGCCUAUGCGACGUGCGCUUGCACAUUUUAUACCCAACAUAGUUGGAGACACCAUCAAUCUGCAACCAUCUUUGUUCGCGCUCGUAUCUGUGCACCUCAUUUUUGACGAUUCCAGAGCUCGAUUGCCGCCUGAACAAGGUGGUUUGGGUUAUCAUGGUCCGUUCACGACUCUGGAGGGGCUUUGCAGGACAGCGGAGGAAUACUUCAAAGCUGGUGAAAAUGGGGAAGGAAUAUCAAACUCUGGUGGUAUUAGCUUAGAUUUUUUCGGACUUAACAAGGCUCGGAAGGAAAUGACUCAGAUGAACAAGAUGGAGAAGAGGGUCAGUGAUCGGUUGCAUGUAGAGGCCGUUGAUGUGCUGGGGUGAUGCUUACUGGUAGGCUUACUGAUACAGGCAUGACAGUUAUUCGAUUAUGGGUAGGAGAUUGUUUUGCUGAGCAAUAGGAAUCAUUGAUGAUGCGGCAUCUCCGAAUUGUCCUUAGCCA
Messenger RNA from Suillus plorans, 1732 nucleotides. Its product is annotated as 3-beta hydroxysteroid dehydrogenase/isomerase family-domain-containing protein. Bases 49 to 1614 code for a protein of 521 amino acids. Gene Ontology annotation, biological process: ergosterol biosynthetic process. The transcript is spliced from 2 exons. Gene Ontology annotation, molecular function: 3-beta-hydroxysteroid dehydrogenase [NAD(P)+]/C4-decarboxylase activity; 3-beta-hydroxy-Delta5-steroid dehydrogenase (NAD+) activity. Gene Ontology annotation, cellular component: endoplasmic reticulum. The record is from RefSeq and is a predicted model, not a curated record. Lineage: Eukaryota; Fungi; Basidiomycota; Agaricomycetes; Boletales; Suillaceae.